Messenger RNA from Penicillium salamii, 1086 nucleotides. NCBI's taxonomy places the organism in Eukaryota, Fungi, Ascomycota, Eurotiomycetes, Eurotiales, Aspergillaceae. The record is from the annotation of a GenBank genome assembly.
AUGAACCAGGGCCGAGUGAUAAUCAUUGGUGCCGGUGUGCUUGGUCUCAGCUCCGCCGUCCAGCUAUUGAAACAUGGCUACCAAGUGACCGUUAUCGCCAGAGAGCUUCCAGGCGAUUAUAGUAUUGAUUACGCUUCCCCAUGGGCGGGGGCCCAUUUCCGCCCCUCCCCCGCAAACACCGCUGCGGAGCGGCUAGAACAAUCUCUCAUGCGAGAGACCUACCAGGAACUCGAAAGAAUCGCAAAGGAAAUUCCCGAGGCAGGGGUGAAUUUUGUACCAGCGAUUGAAUAUUUUGACGCUGCCGCCACCUUAUCCCUCGAUGAGGGUGGUUAUACCGAAUGGCCGGCGUUUCGUAUUCUGGAGGCUUCGGGGUACCCCGUUGGCCAUGAGUCUAUUCAGCUUGGCGUGACUUACAGCGGCUGGGUUUUGAAUUCUCCGGUCUAUCUCAAGUGGCUGCAACAGCAGGCAGAAAAACAAGGGGCCCAAUUCAUUAAGGCCCAGUUGGCAGGCCCACAAGAAGCUGUGGCCGUUUACCGUGCCAGUCAACCGCACGGUGUCGCAAGUGAUAUUAUCGCGGUCGUCAAUGCAAGUGGUCGGGGGUUCGAUGACCAUGCUUCGUUCCCAUCGCGCGGUCAGUUCAUCAUCGUCUCGAACCAGUGUGAUCAGACGAUCAGCCACCACUGUCGCGAUGGCUCUUCUACGGUCAUCAUCCCCCGGCCUCUUGGCGGAGGGACCGUCAUUGGUGGGACAAAGCAACCUCAUGACUGGUCCGAAGAGAUAUCAGAUAGUUCGACUGAACAAAUCCUUCAACGGGUCGGAGAUCUAUGCCCUGGUAUGGUCGAUCGGCAUACAUCAGGCUUGGAAAAGACACAUGGCUUUCACGUGAAACAGGUCUAUGUUGCUCGCCGUCCUAUGAGAAAAGGCGGACUUCGACUCGAAAAGGUAGACGUUCAGUGCAAAGAGCUCCAAGCCACUCUUCCUUUGAUCCACUGUUAUGGUGCCGGUGCAAGUGGAUACAAAAUCAGCUGGGGAGUCGCAAAUCAAGUCAAUGAGCUUGUGUCUCAGAUCCACGCCGUAUCGAACUAA